Akanthomyces muscarius is the source of this 3834-nucleotide messenger RNA. RefSeq lists its product as uncharacterized. NCBI's taxonomy places the organism in Eukaryota, Fungi, Ascomycota, Sordariomycetes, Hypocreales, Cordycipitaceae. The record is from RefSeq and is a predicted model, not a curated record. The transcript is spliced from 16 exons. Gene Ontology annotation, molecular function: proton-transporting ATP synthase activity, rotational mechanism; 1,4-alpha-glucan branching enzyme activity; ATP hydrolysis activity. Gene Ontology annotation, biological process: glycogen biosynthetic process; proton transmembrane transport; proton motive force-driven ATP synthesis. Gene Ontology annotation, cellular component: cytoplasm. The coding region runs from base 1 to 3834 and encodes 1277 amino acids.
AUGGCAGCUACUGCGACUUCCGAUAUUCCUAUUGAUGGCACUGGUGUCAUCAAGCUAGAUCCAUGGCUGGAGCCUUUCAGCGACGCCCUGAAGCGUCGGUUUGGGAAAGCGCAAGACUGGAUCAAGAAGAUCAAUGAAUUGGAGGGUGGCAUGGAUACCUUCACCAAGGGAUUUGACAAAUUCGGCUUCAAUGUACUGUCCAACGGCGACAUUCAGUACAGGGAGUGGGCACCAAACGCCAUCGAGGCAUACCUGGUUGGCGAAUUCAAUGAGUGGAAUCAAACGUCGCAUCCCAUGACCAAGGAUGCCUAUGGAUCAUUCACAAUUGUUCUGCCCUCGAAUGCUGGCCAGCCUGCCAUUUCACACAACUCCAAGAUCAAGAUUUCUCUGGUUUUACCGAGCGGUGAGCGAGUAGACAGGAUACCCGCGUGGAUCAAAUAUGUCACUCAGGACUUGAGCGUGUCGCCUGUCUAUGACGCACGCUUUUGGAACCCGCCCGUAUCGGAAAGGUACCAGUUCAAGCACCCACGUCCGAAGAAGCCCGAGAGCGCGCGUGUCUACGAAGCUCAUGUUGGUAUUUCGACGCCCGAACAGCGAGUUGCUACUUACAAAGAGUUCACCCGAGACAUGCUACCCAGAAUUCAGAGCCUUGGCUACAACGUCAUCCAGCUCAUGGCCGUCAUGGAACAUGCUUACUAUGCUAGCUUUGGAUAUCAAAUCAACAACUUCUUCGCGGCUAGCAGCCGCUAUGGUCCUCCCGAGGACCUCAAGGAGCUCAUCGACACAGCGCACAGCAUGGGCAUCGUUGUCCUGCUCGAUGUUGUCCACAGCCAUGCGUCAAAGAAUGUCUUGGAUGGCCUUAAUAACUUUGACGGAACUGAUCAUCAAUACUUCCAUGGUGGAGGCAAAGGUAAUCAUGACCAGUGGGACAGCCGUCUUUUCAACUAUGGUCACCACGAAGUGAUGCGCUUUCUGCUUAGCAACCUUCGGUUCUGGAUGCAGGAAUAUCAAUUCGAUGGCUUCCGCUUCGACGGAGUCACUAGUAUGCUGUACACUCACCACGGCAUUGGGGCCGGCUUCUCGGGAGGUUAUCAUGAGUAUUUUGGGCCGGAUGUCGACGAAGAAGCCGUCGUCUAUAUGAUGGUUGCAAACCAAAUGCUUCACUCCUACUUUCCAGAGUGCAUCACCAUUGCUGAGGAUGUAUCUGGAAUGCCUGCUCUGUGUGUUCCGGUGGAUCUUGGUGGUGUCGGCUUCGACUACCGCCUGGCCAUGGCAGUUCCCGACAUGUGGAUCAAGAUUCUGAAGGAACUGCAAGACGAGCAGUGGGAUCUUGCGAACAUCUGCUUCACUUUGACAAAUCGACGACAUGGCGAGAAGACAAUUGCAUACUGCGAGAGUCAUGACCAAGCCCUUGUUGGUGACAAGACAUUAAUGAUGCAUCUUUGCGACGCGGAGAUGUAUACAAACAUGUCUACUUUGUCACCCUUGACUCCAGUCAUUGACCGCGGUAUUGCUCUGCACAAAUUGAUUCGACUGCUCACUCAUAGCUUAGGUGGCGAGGGGUACCUCAACUUUGAAGGGAACGAAUUCGGUCAUCCAGAGUGGCUUGACUUUCCUCGCGAGGGAAACCAAAAUUCGUUUUGGUACGCCCGACGUCAGCUCAACCUCACCGAAGACCAUCUUUUGCGUUACCAAUUCUUGAACACAUUUGAUGGCUUGAUGAACAAUUGUGAAGCAAAAUACGGCUGGCUCCAUGCGCCUCAGGCAUACAUUUCCCUGAAGCAUGAAGGAGACAAGGUCAUUGUAUUUGAACGAGCCGGCCUCGUCUUCGUGUUCAAUUUCCAUCCCAACGAAAGCUACAGCGACUAUCGAAUUGGCGUCGAUGUAGCCGGAACAUACAAGGUGAUCUUGCAGACCGACAGCAAGGACGUCGGUGGCCACAGCCGAAUUGAUGAAAGUGUUCGCUUUUUCACUACUCCGAUGGAGUGGAAUGGACGAAAGAACUGGACGCAGGUUUACAUCCCGUCCAGAACGGCACUGGUUCUGGCGCGCGAGGACGCCGUUGCCCAGCACCACAGGAUUAGGGAAGAUGAGCUUGCUGGCGCGUGGCCAUUACGGUCGGAACUCCCUAAAUUCGCCGAGCAUUUCGGAGUCGCACUGUAUACUUCGAGUCUGGAUCUUCGAAAACCAGUCCUAAAAGCCCCAAUGCACUUUAUUCUCCCCAGGUUCAACCAAUCUCUCUCCACUCCCAUCACUGAUCGCUCUCUGUCAUCUGGCAAGAUGUUCAAGAGCGGCAUUUCCUCAUUCGCCCGCGCUGCCCGCCCGUCCUUCGCGACGGCGGCUCCUCGCCGUGCCAUCCGACCUGCUUCUAUCCGAUUCCCUCUCAACAGCAGAUUCGCGAGCACAUCUGGUGUUGGUGAUGGCAAGAUUUACCAGGUCAUUGGUGCCGUCGUCGACGUCAAGUUCGACACCGCCAAGCUUCCCCCUAUUCUGAACGCUCUGGAGACCCAGAACAACAACCAGAAGCUCGUCCUGGAAGUCGCUCAACACUUGGGUGAGAGCGUCGUUCGCUGCAUUGCCAUGGACGGUACUGAGGGUCUCGUCCGUGGUGCCAAGGCUUCUGACACCGGUGCCCCCAUCACCAUUCCCGUCGGCCCUGCCACUCUCGGUCGUAUCAUUAACGUCACUGGUGACCCCAUUGACGAGCGUGGUCCUAUCAAGACUGACAAGUUCCUGCCUAUCCACACCGAGCCCCCGGAGUUCAUCGACCAGUCGACUUCCGCUGAGAUUCUGAUCACCGGUAUCAAGGUCGUCGAUCUGCUUGCCCCUUACGCCCGUGGUGGUAAGAUUGGUCUGUUCGGUGGUGCUGGUGUCGGCAAGACCGUCUUCAUUCAGGAGCUUAUCAACAACAUCGCCAAGGCUCACGGUGGUUACUCCGUCUUCACUGGUGUCGGUGAGCGUACCCGUGAGGGUAACGAUCUGUACCACGAAAUGCAGGAGACCUCCGUCAUUCAGCUUGAUGGAGAGUCCAAGGUCGCCCUGGUGUUCGGUCAGAUGAACGAGCCCCCCGGUGCCCGUGCCCGUGUUGCCCUGACUGGUCUUACGAUUGCCGAAUACUUCCGUGACCAGGAAGGCCAGGAUGUGCUGCUCUUCAUUGACAACAUUUUCCGUUUCACCCAGGCCGGUUCUGAGGUGUCUGCUCUGCUUGGUCGCAUUCCCUCCGCCGUCGGAUACCAGCCUACCCUCGCCGUCGACAUGGGUCAGAUGCAGGAGCGUAUUACCACUACCAAGAAGGGCUCUAUUACCUCCGUCCAGGCCGUUUACGUCCCUGCUGACGAUUUGACUGAUCCCGCCCCUGCCACCACCUUCGCCCAUUUGGACGCCACCACUGUCUUGUCCCGUGGUAUCUCCGAGCUGGGUAUCUACCCCGCUGUCGACCCUCUCGACUCUACCUCCCGUAUGCUUGACCCCCGUAUCGUUGGUCAGGAGCACUACGACACCGCCACUCGCGUCCAGCAGAUCCUCCAGGAGUACAAGGGUCUUCAGGAUAUCAUUGCUAUUCUGGGUAUGGACGAACUUUCUGAGGCCGAUAAGCUCACUGUUGAGCGUGCCCGUAAGAUCCAGCGUUUCCUGAGCCAGCCUUUCACUGUUGCCCAGGUCUUCACUGGUAUCGAGGGUGUUCUCGUCGACCUCAAGGACACCAUUGCCUCGUUCAAGGCUAUCCUGAGCGGUGAGGGUGACAGCCUUCCCGAGGGUGCUUUCUACAUGGUUGGUGACCUUGCCUCCGCCAGAGUGAAGGGUGAGAAGAUUCUUGCCGAUUUGGAGAAGAACUAA